GAGUUUUUAUAAUGCCUUAGGUGGUAGUCCUGACGUUAAACAUACGAUUUACGAUGCGCAAUAAGUGUAAGAUUGACUGGUUUAGGCAGAACUAUUGUAUAAUUUUUAGUUUUGCAUGAAACAGUUAAAUGAAAUUCUGUAAAAAUAUCUUCAGAACAUAAAAUAUGUCUAUCUAAUUAACCUUCUGAAUAAUAUUUAUUUUUAUACAUGCAAAUAUUUGAAUGUGUGUAGGAUAUUUCUGUGGGAAUCCCCAUAUUCUCUGGAAUUCAUAUUUUUAUUAAUUGUAAAGCAGAUAACGAGUAUUUUAUUCGCAGAAACAAAUUUGUUAAAUAAUUUUAGGUCAUGAAGCAAUGAUUUUACAGUAAAUAAAUUAGAGCCGAACCUCCUAAUAUAAAUUGUGAAAGAUCAGAAGAUAAAAUUGUUAAAGAAGAAAUGGAUGUAGAAGAAUUACUUUCAAGUGAAUCAUGUUCUGAUUCACUUUCAAACAAUUUCAGUGCACAUACUGAUGAUGAUGACGAUGAUAUUAUAUGUAAUUAUCUAAAUGCUCAACAAGCAUCCAUUAAAAAGUCCGUUUCACCCUUAUCAGCAGAUCUAGUUGCUGUAAUAGACACUUAUGAUGAUACACCUGUAUCCAUUACUUUUGAUUCAACACAAGAUGAAUCUGACAUAAUAAUUUUAGAAGAAAAUAAUAGCAAUUCAGGCAUCAACUUAAAUUCUACCCAAAGUUUUCAAAGGCAGUUAAAGUUAACUGCAGUACCACAAAAUAAUACCCAUGAAACAGACUUUGUAGGAUGCUUAAGGAGUUUAACGCCAAAUGGCAGUAAUAAUUUACAAGAUAGUGCUUCUAAUGAUUUUGAUAAAAAGAUAAGAGAAGAAGUUCUACAGAUAUGUAAUCUUUUACCUACAUUUAACUAUGAGUCAGUAUAUAAAGUUCUGCAUAAGAAUCGCAACGCAAAGAAUCGUAUAGAGCUCAGUUUAUGGGAUUUAUUACCAAAUAAAAGACCAAGAGUAAAACAUUUUGAAGAUUUAUCAACACAGGCAAAACGUCUUAAACAGAGUGAUACACGGAUCAAUAACAUGGCGCAACCUGUAUCAAAUGGUACAUUAAAUUCACAGACUGCAUGCAGUAGUAACGGUAGCAGAAACAGGGAAACUGUAUUCCAAGCAAAUUGUGAAAACAGAGUGCCAGAAUAUUCAGUAGAAGAUGGUAAAGUUUCUUCCACCACUGGGGGUGGAAUAUUACGUCCAGCAAAAUUAGUAAUUAAUGAUAAAUGGUCAUGUUUAGAUGAUAUUGCGUCACGCAACUCGUUUAUUAUGGCUCCGUCAAAAUUGACAAGUGUACCUGCAAAACGAUUAAUGAGUGGAAAAGCUACAAAAUCAUCUGCCUCUGUAGAAAAACACGAAAACAAUAAAUUAACAAAUCAGAAUGUCUUUGUAUUUAAUUCAAUAAAAAAUAAAUAUUCAAGGCAAAUUUUCCAUAAAUAUAUGGAAUAUUUCAAACAUAUGGAAAAUAUUAAAAAGCAGAAAUUAACUGGUGAAUGCAAUAAUUUUGAUUUUGAAAAACGCAAUAUAACACGAGAUAUAUUUUUAAAAACAGAUUGGUUAACUAAUAUUGACACACAGGAAACAUCAAAUAAUGUUGCUAAACCUUCAACUUCUGGUGUCAAUUUUUCUGUAUCUGAAGAAAAGCCAGUAUGUGGAGGUACUAGUAAAAUGAAGAAUAAAAGAAAAGAAAAUUUGAUAAGGAACAAACCUGUUGUAACGAAUAUUGCUUUGCCCUUCAAAUUUCUGCAAAUGAAUGAAAGAUUAGUAUUUAUGUUUCCUCAGGCAGAUAAGAUUUCCAUUAGACAAAUAUGUAAAAAUCUUUCAAAGUUAGAAAAUAUUGUAUCAAUGGAAAGGCUGCAAACAUUAGCAGAACAUACACUAGUUGCUCUUAUAAACUUUGCUAAUUUGUUUGUUAAUAUAAAAGCUUGCACUACAUCAGCUGAUACACCAGUGACAGCAAUAACUGAUUCCAAUACUUCAUUGCAUCAAGUUGUACCAACUAAUACAACAACACCAAAACAACAGUCAUUAACCUUUGAUCUCUGCAGACCUUCAACUUCUACUGCAGUUUAUUCUGCACCUGAAACAAACGAAGUGAUUGGAGGGGCAAGGAGAAAGCAAAUUAUUAAAAAAAAAGAAGAUUCUAAAAGUGAUAAAGAUGUACCAACUAAUACAAAAAUAUUAACACAACAGUCACUAUGGAAAACCAGGUGGUUGAAAACGGUUGAAAUGGUUGAAAGGGAAAAGAGAAAGCAAGCUAUUGAAAAAGAAGAUUCUAAAAGUAACAAAAAUGUACCAACUAAUACAACAACACUAAGGCAACAGUCAUUAAUUAACAAAUUUGACCUCAGACCUUCAACUUCUAUUGCAGUUUAUUCUGCAACAAACAAAGUGAUUGGGGGGGCAAGGAAAAAGCAAAUUAUUGAAAAAGAAGGUUCUGAAAGUAACAAAAAUGCUAAAAAGAAGAAUAUCGUUUUGCCUUUAAAAUUUGAAGAAAUGUACGAAACAUUAGUAUUAAUGUUUCCCCAGAUGGAUAAGGAUUUUAUUAGGCAAACAUGUAAAAAUGUUUCAAAGGUGGAAGGUGUUUGUUCGUUUGAACAGUUACAAACUCUAGCUGAACAUACGCUACAAAAUAAAGAGAUACAAUCAGCUGAGAUAGAUGUCAGAUCAUUGUGUCCGGAAAAGGACGAAAAUAAUCAGUAUAUUUACUUGUUAGGUAUCUUUCCUGAUGCAGAUCCUACAUAUUUGAAAAAAGUUGUUGCGCGAACACAAGAUAAUCCUUCUGAAAUAAUUAAUUUUAUACAAUCUCAAUGGGAGAAGCCUACUUACCCCACAAAAGAGGAGAAAUUGCGGAAGAAAACAAUAACACAGCAACAGAUACAAUAUACUAGUAAAUUUGACGUGAAACAGUUUUUAGAAAUAUUUCCAGAUCCUCUUUCACAUUUUACAAAUCCAAAGAGAACUUGUAAGUCUAGUUCUGAUGCAGUUGAAUUUCUUAAGUCUCAUUUCACUCACUUUGAGGAAUCAUAUUUGAAGGAUGUGUACAAAUGGAGCAAUUACAAUUUAACUUUAACUGUGCAAAAAUUGGAAAAUACGACACCUUAUAUCAAAUUGACUCGAAAUAUACGCUCAUUGGAUAAAUGUCUAACCUUGGAUAUUCCCUUAUUACAGGAAUUUGCAUUUAUAACACAUAGACAAGAAAUUGUAGAGCAUUUAGAUAUAUUAAAGGAAACGGAAAUGUUAAAAUUCGCGGAAUUAAAGGCAAAAAAUGAACUGUUGGAAUGCCAGUGUUGUUACGAUAACGAAUGUAUGCCUUCUAAAUGUUCCACUUGUGAUGAUGGACAUAUAUUUUGUAAUUCGUGUAUUUUAAAAGGCACUGAAUCACAGUUGUCACAAGGAGAGACGCGCAUUUCAUGUUUUUCAAACUGUGACGGAGAAUUUACCAUUCCUACGCUCCAGAAGAUAUUACCUCCAACACAGUUCAGUAUUUUUAUCCGCAAGAAACAAGAAGCAGAAGUAAUGGCUGCUAAAGUAGAAGGUUUAGUUUCUUGUCCAUUUUGUCAUUUUGCAUCUGUACCACCUCCGGAGGAUAAAGUCUUUAAAUGUCUUAAUCCUGAAUGCAUGAAAGAAUCGUGCCGAUUGUGUAAACAGCCGAAUCACAUACCUCUCAGAUGUUAUGAAGAAAAAUCUGACCAAGCACGCUUAUUUUUGGAAGAAAAAAUGACGGAAGCGCUUGUACGUAAAUGUUAUAAAUGCAGUCGACCGUACUUCAAAGAUGAUGGAUGCAAUAAAAUUACUUGCAGCUGUGGAGCUAUGAUGUGUUAUAUUUGUGAUAUACCAAUAUACAGUUAUGAUCAUUUCGGCACUGGUAGAUGUCCACAAUGGAGCGAUAAUCUUAUCAUAAAUAAUGAAACAGUUAGAGCAGUUGCUGAAAAAACUGUAGAACUUAUAAAAAAGAAAGAUCCCAAUGUCACUGUAAAUGCAGAUGAUCUUUUAAAGUAUCUUCCAUCAACAUCAAAUGGCGCUAUCAGGGGACGAGUAGAGAAAAUAGUAACAUUUGAUAAAUAAAGUUUCUCUUUAAAUUAUUUGUUAAUUCGUUUUUAUGAACAAAGCAAAGGAAAACAUACAAAAACAGUGCAUGUAAGUCUAUGCUGAAACAUGAGAGUUUGGCAUUAAUUUUUAGUUUGAGUUUCAGUUAUAAUAUUAUCAUUAACGUUGAUUUUUUUGUUUGGAAUUAUAAUGAAGUUCAGAUUGUUUAUUAAAGUAUCAUACCUACAAGUGAUAAAAUAUCUAAAUGUAUGCUUGUACAGAAUCAAGUAGGUUUCUCUAGGGAAAAUGAUGAUAUAGAGAAAGCAGAAGUUCUCAAAAUUUUUCGUAGAAAAUCCUAUCAUGCUUGAUUCUGAGAUAAUAUUUUAACAAAUAAUUCAACGAUAAAUCAUUACAGUGAUAAUUGAUAAAAAAAAAAAA
Molecule: messenger RNA, 4512 nt
Organism: Osmia lignaria (orchard mason bee)
Lineage: Eukaryota; Metazoa; Arthropoda; Insecta; Hymenoptera; Megachilidae
Source: RefSeq, a predicted model, not a curated record